UUCAUAUUCAAGAUGAGUGCCGACAAAUGGGAAAAGAACGAGGAAAUUCAAAUAUUCCGGGAGUACUUGCGAAUUCCAUCUGUGCACCCCAAUAUUGAUUACACCGCUUGUGUGGAGUUUAUUCGUCGUCAGGCUGAUUCCCUCAAUCUUCCCGUGGAAGUAGUAUAUCCAGCAGUUAAAUCCAAACCUGUGGUGAUCAUUAAAUGGGAAGGAAGCCAGCCAAAGCUCCCAUCAAUAAUCUUAAACUCGCACAUGGAUGUGGUGCCUGUAUUCCCCGAGAAGUGGACCCAUGAACCCUUCUCCGCUGACAUUGAUGAGGAGGGCAGGAUCUUUGCACGAGGUGCUCAGGACAUGAAAUCGGUGGGCACUCAGUACCUAGGAGCUAUUCGCCUUUUGAAGGCUGAUGGCUUUCAGCCGAAAAGGACGCUGUAUGUGACCUUUGUGCCCGACGAGGAGAUUGGAGGCAUCGAUGGUAUGGCAGCGUUCGUUCAAACUGACUUUUACAAGCAAAUGAAUGUGGGAUUCAGCCUGGACGAGGGUUGCACUAGUGCUUCUGAUGUUCAUCACCUGUUCUACGCCGAGCGUAUACGAUGGAUACUCAAAUUGAAAGUUGGUGGAACUGCCGGUCAUGGUUCUCUAUUGUUGCCCGAUACUGCCGGAGUUAAGUUCAACUAUGUGUUGAACAAGCUGACGGAGUUCCGUGAGUCGCAAAUCCAGCUACUGAAAAACGACCAAAGCCUCAGCAUCGGUGAUGUGACCACGGUGAAUCUCACCCAGUUGAGUGGCGGAGUGCAGAGCAAUGUGGUUCCGCCGCUUUUGGAGGCCAUUUUUGACAUGCGUCUAUCCACAACCCUGGAUUUGGUUGCCUUCGAGCGGCAAAUUCGGAGCUGGUGCGAGGAGGCAGGUGGAGGUAUUGAUAUUGAGUUCCCUCUGAAAGAGGCCUAUGUGGCACCCACCAAACUGGAUGAUUCGAAUCCCUUUUGGUUGGCUUUGAAAGCCGCUCUGGAUGAACUAGGACUGAAAGUUAAGCCGAUAGUGUGUUUUGGAGUCACCGAUUGUCGUUUUAUUCGCCAGCAGGGAACCCCUGCAAUUGGUUUCUCACCCAUCGUAAAUACCUCUGUACUAAUCCAUGAUCAUGAUGAGUUUUUGAGGGCUAAUGAUUAUUUGAAUGGCAUUCAGGUGUACAAGAGGAUUAUUCCCGGUCUCGCUGAAGUCUAG
Molecule: messenger RNA, 1218 nt
Organism: Drosophila teissieri
Lineage: Eukaryota; Metazoa; Arthropoda; Insecta; Diptera; Drosophilidae
Product: aminoacylase-1
Exons: 4
Coding region: 13-1218 (401 amino acids)
Biological process (GO): amino acid metabolic process
Cellular component (GO): cytoplasm
Molecular function (GO): aminoacylase activity
Source: RefSeq, a predicted model, not a curated record